AAAGAGCCCUUAGAGAAAUAGUGUGCCAUUUGUGUGUAGAAAAAAGAGUUAGAAAAAUUUUCAUAGACUAGACUUUGAAGAUGGAAAGUGGAGGAAGCUCUAACCCCAAGCAUAAAUCAAACACCAAAAGAACACCCCAAUCUGGCAUAGUCAUCCGGGAGCCGAGCGCAGCACCCGCCAACAUCCCCAACAAUGCUGCCGGCUUGAACCCGGAACAAACCUUCAAGCGCGAUCCGGACCAGUACAUGCCCAUUGCCAAUGUCAUUCGAAUCAUGCGCCGUAUCCUCCCGGCCCAUGCAAAGAUCGCUGACGAUGCAAAGGAGACUAUUCAAGAGUGCGUCUCCGAAUUCAUUGGCUUUAUUACAAGUGAGGCUAAUGACAAGUGCCAUCGGGAGUACCGGAAGACUAUCACCCCAGACGACGUGCUCUCAGCCAUGGGGACGUUGGGGUUCGACAAUUACAUCGAACCCCUGACCUUUUACUUGAAUAGGUACCGGGCUCAGGACCCCGAACGGGCCUCCAUGCACCAGUUGCCGUUCAUCAGGCGUGCGGCCGGCCCAGUUCAGCCACGACCAGCGGCUCAAAUGCCGGUAGCUCGACCACCGCCACUACAGGUGCCACCGCAAACAGCAAUGAGGUUUGCUCCACCGGCCAGAUUCGCUGUCGAAGGCGGUAAUUAUGCUGCGUUGCCACAAAUAGGUGACUACUUUGUGGGCAACGAGGGUGGCGGGGAAGGCUCCUCCGGCGGCUACCUGUACGAUCGGUAUAGGCAGUUUAGGUAGAAGAGUGUGGCCAGCCAUACUUAGAAACUUAAAAUCCAACCGGAUUGGUUGAAAUCUUCAUUGUUGUGUUUGAUGAUCAAAUCGGUAGAUUAGAUUUCUCAAUUUUGAUAUUAUGGUCGGCCUGCUGGCUCCAGAAAAUGUAAUGCAAACAUGUCACUAAUUUUAUACAAAGUUUUGUCAUAAAUUUAUGAGCAGUUUAAAAUUGCAAUA
Molecule: messenger RNA, 992 nt
Organism: Sesamum indicum (sesame)
Lineage: Eukaryota; Viridiplantae; Streptophyta; Magnoliopsida; Lamiales; Pedaliaceae
Product: nuclear transcription factor Y subunit B-7-like
Biological process (GO): regulation of transcription by RNA polymerase II
Cellular component (GO): CCAAT-binding factor complex
Molecular function (GO): DNA-binding transcription activator activity, RNA polymerase II-specific; RNA polymerase II cis-regulatory region sequence-specific DNA binding; protein heterodimerization activity
Source: RefSeq, a predicted model, not a curated record